Molecule: messenger RNA, 697 nt
Organism: Colias croceus (clouded yellow)
Lineage: Eukaryota; Metazoa; Arthropoda; Insecta; Lepidoptera; Pieridae
Product: bombyxin A-1 homolog
Exons: 2
Coding region: 107-499 (130 amino acids)
Cellular component (GO): extracellular region
Molecular function (GO): hormone activity
Source: RefSeq, a predicted model, not a curated record
GACGUAAAUACAGUUCAAAUAAUCUAAUUUAAAAUUGAAAAAUCUUUUUAAACAUAGAAAUUUCAGUUAGCCAAUCCAGCCAUUGUGUUUCCAUAGAGUCGUAUAGAUGACAUCUUCUCCACAGAUGUUCUCCCAAAGCCUUUCCCUCUUCGCCAUGCUGAUCUCCGUGUGCACUGGCCACAUCGGCGGUGAAGUAUCCCUGCAGAUGCCUGACGUCAGCCCUCAGGUGUACUGCGGGAAGUCGCUGGCUAACGCUAUUGCUCUGUUCUGUUAUAAUGGAAAUGAUGAUUACAAGCGUUCGGAAUCCGGCAGCGUGUAUAACUCGAUCCUGUCCCCAUACUACAAAGAGAGGGACAACCAACUCGGAUGGCCAUGGAUGACGUCACAGAGGGCCCGUAGCAUGACCCUCCCCUCCAGAGGAAAGCGCGAACACAUUGUAAACGAAUGCUGCUACAAAGCCUGCAGUAUUAACGAACUUAUGUCCUAUUGCCAGAAUUAAGAUAAACCUUCGAUCGAGUUUUCAUACCAGAAUACAAGUAAAAAGGAUUAAGUUUCGAUAUACUUUGCAGUAUUUUUUAAGAGGACGUUCGUUUUCUUUUUGUUUUAUGUUAUUGUAUUGUAAUGUUUAUAAUACGGGUUGAUUUGUGAUAUUUAAUUUAUAUUGGUUGAGAUUAUUUACUAUGUUAUUGUUGUUGGA